Wasmannia auropunctata (little fire ant) is the source of this 6724-nucleotide messenger RNA. Its product is annotated as mucin-17-like. Lineage: Eukaryota; Metazoa; Arthropoda; Insecta; Hymenoptera; Formicidae. Gene Ontology annotation, molecular function: chitin binding; chitinase activity. The transcript is spliced from 10 exons. Gene Ontology annotation, biological process: carbohydrate metabolic process; chitin catabolic process. Gene Ontology annotation, cellular component: extracellular region. The record is from RefSeq and is a predicted model, not a curated record. The coding region runs from base 491 to 6598 and encodes 2035 amino acids.
UAUUUCGCGACGUACAUCGUUAUAACGCGUAACGCGGAAAGUGUCCCGAUCUGGGACAGUCCGGAUACCCCACCCGCGAUCCAGCGACCCGUCGAUCCCGAUGGCCUCCGGCUUCACUCCCUCUUUUUUCGCCUCACCUCCGCCUGUUCUCUCGGUGCCUUCCCUUUCGGUCUUUGGUCCUCGCUGCCAUCCGGUCGAGACCGGCAGGGUUUACUAAGACAGCACGCGUCCUCCAGAAACUUCAGUGUAAGACGCGCGCUCGCACUUGAAGGAUCAUCGGAUUUCCUCCACUUUGACAGAGGGACACGAGACAGGACGUUUGAGGGUGCGAAAGAGAGAGGGCGGAGGAGAAGAUCCAAUUAAUUCAUGCGGGAUGCCGAUGUGACGUUCGACAGUUCGAGUGCGAGAUCUCCUGCGUCUUCAGUAUCGAUCCGAUUGUGAUCCAUCGCGAUUUCGGUGUUCCUGAUCGGGGGUUUCUGUGGAAAGCGCAAUGUGGGGUCGUGGUGUUCUGCUAGUGUCGUUCGCGCUCAUAGCGCUUGGAACGACGAAAUGCCCGACGAGGAAAGCGUCGCCCGUCAGGGAGAUCCUCUGCUACACUUCCAGCUACGACGCGCAGCUUCUGGACGGCUCCGUGUGCGGCUGCACCACUCUGGUGCACCAAAGUCACGACGUGCGGAAUCUCUCAAUUUCCGACAUCUCUGACUUGCGGAAAACUUUGAAAGAGAUGUAUCCGCCUCUACAGUUCGUAAUUUCUAUACACGAUCCCGCGAUGACGCUCAGAAAUUCCGCCAUGAUACGACAGGAAGCUAUCGCUCGAAUUAUUGCCGUUAUGAAAGAGGUGGACGGCGUGGAAAUGAACGUGACGGCGGGUUCGAAGGAGCGUCUUUACAAUUUUGUCAAAAGUCUUAAAAACGAAAUGAUUCGAAAGUCUUACGACAAGAGAAUUUUCAUGACGUUGCCCAUUAGACCGGAGGAUUUAGCCAAGCAGUUCGAUAUUAAGGAACUCAUAAAAUACGUCGAUCUGUUUACACUGCCAACGGAUUAUAUGACGGACGAAGACGGAGCCUUCGUUACCUUUCACCCCUCACGUCUGAUGGGACUUUUCGACAUACUAAACACCGAUAGCUUGGUAGACUUGAUAAGUGGAUUAGGAGCACCCAAGCAGAAGAUCGUGAUGACCUUGCCGGCCAAUGCGUACAAAUUCACUUUGAAGAACGAGGAUGAAAACACUCCAAGAUCAGGAACUACGGAGAAGGAGCCUGCGCCAAUCGAUCGUAUACAGCUCUGCGAAGCCAUAAACAGCGGGGAAUGGACCGUGGAACGAGAUGAAGAUCUCACGGCGCCGUACGCAUUUCAAAACAAAACGUGGAUCGCUUUCGAAGAUAAGAUUUCAGUCGGAAUAAAGGGGAAAUACGCGUUGCUGCGAGACUUGGCGGGAUUGGCGGUGCGAAAUGUGGAGAACGACGUGGAGACCGAGUGUGAAGUACCGCUCACGCAAGAAAUUUAUUAUUCCUUCACGGAGUUUAGGAGAAAAUCGAGACAAGCCGUGCUCAGUGCACUCGAAGACGAGCUUCAUCAAAUGCAAUUUUCGUAUCCUAAUCACGCGAAAACGUCCAGCUUCCGCGUCGUUCGGGUGGUAGACACGGAGGGGCACAUCAGAGCAGUGCGCGAAAACACGCAAACCGAGUUCGUUUGCAGACGGCAAGGCUACUUUGUCCAUCCGAGGAGUUGUAAUAGAUUCUAUCGCUGCGUGAAAUUCAAUCAAGAAAUAGAAGAUUAUUCCGUUUUCGAAUUCGAUUGUCCAGCUGGACUGUCGUUUGAUGAGAGCACGGAGGUUUGUGUUUGGCCAGGCUCAUUGCCCGAGGGCUCACCUUGUCCCGGUAGCAGCGAGAUUGCUCCUGUCACCCCGAAGAGAUUUGAAUGUUCUCAACCCGGCUAUUACGCGGAUCCGCAAAAUUGCCGUUGGUUCUUCGCCUGCAUGGACUUAGGUGGAGAGGAGCUGAUGGCGUUUGAGUUUCGUUGUCCGUACGGCUUGGUGUUCGACGAGAAAAAGCUCGUGUGCGAGUGGCCUUGGCUGGUUCCAGCGUGCUCGGGAUCCGGGUCAGGUUACACCAGAACGGAAUAUAACUACGGGGGCUACACCGCGGGAGCCUCUAGCAGCGUUGGAGUUGGUGGUUAUGUUAACAGUGGUUUACCGGAAUACUCCGUCACGGCGGGAAUGGAUUAUUCCAACGUGGACUACUCUACCGGUGCCGGUGUCCAAGGAACAGGUUAUUUCGGAUCCACCACAGGAGAUACCGAUAAACAUCCUGGUAUCUCAAUUUCCGGCGCUGGACAUGUAGGACUAGGUCAAGUCGGUACCGAUUACUCUAAAUCCACCGAAUACAGAGGAGCAGUAACUUCUGUUCCGACGUACAGUGGAUCAUCCGGUAUACAGUUUGGCUCGGUACCAUCUAGUACGUUCGUCGUGGGAGAAGGUGGCACGGGAUAUUCUACAGCGAGCAGUAAAAUUGACGAUACUGGAUAUACCGUAUCUACUGGUCAAGAUAGAUACUCCGCAUCUACUGGUGGAUUUAAUACUGGAUUUACACACGCGGGAGGAAUUACUGCGGAUUUUCCCGGAUCUACGACAAGAGAGUACUCCGGAACUGCUAGUGGAAGUCACUUGACGGAGCAAGGUGUAACUUAUUCGGGAAGACCUCCAGUCUCAAGCUAUCCUAGUUCGGCACCAAGUGGCUAUACAGGAAGCGUCAGUACAAGUAGUCCGAUAACAGAUACAAGUUAUUCGAGAACUUCGGGAGAUUACUUCGGAUCCACUUCAGGAUCACCUGGUUCAUCCAUUGGUGUCCAUAGAGAAUCUACUAGUCCUAGAUAUGGUGGGUCGACAAAUGUAUACUCAGGAUCUAGCACGUUUAAUGCCAAUGAUUACUCGGCUUCUACCGGUGUUUAUUCAGAAGCAACCGGACGUCAGCCAACGUUCGGCGUAACCGGCCCGUCAUUCGGAUCUGUGUCUUAUCCCGGAGCUAGCGGCAAUAUUGAAAUCACAGGAUCGACUGCAACAGCAUACGGAGGCUCAAGUCCAUAUAGUACAACGGGCAUAGGUCGAAUCCCAGGAACUGACUUCGUUAGCGGCGUUCCGAAAUCCGAACUGGAAACUUCAAGAAUUUCUACUGUCUCCGGACGUGUGACUUCUAGACCAACAAGCGUCUCUUCGACAACAGGCUAUAGAUAUGGCAAUGAGGAUGGAUAUACAAUUCCUGUAUUCGUACAACACGAAGAACCCUCAAUUUAUCCCUCCAUUGGAACAACAAGAGGCGGAACGACUGGACCGAGCGGAAUCGGUUUAACAAGUGGCUACGGAAAAACUAAUUUAAACAUAAGUAUUUUUGGGAAUGAGAUUCCUACCGGUUACGACAUACAGAGAGGCACCACUGGUGCCAUUCAAACUGGGAGUAGCGUAGAUGGCAGUAUUAUUAUCGGUGACUCCUUUUCGGGGACCACAUUUAGUCACGGAAAUGUUCCUGGAGCGGUGUCAACUUCUGCCGUUAACCAGGGCACUAUCUUGACCGGAGGUAUAAGACCUGGGUACGUCGCCACCUCUUCCGGGACACCCGGUUAUGCGAUCAGCGAUGGCGUGAAGACUGUAGAAAUCGGUUCAGCUAGUCCGGGAACUCUGCUAUACGGAACGCCGAGUCCUGCGAUUUCAAUAAGCGGUCCUUCGACAGCCGGUGUUCUUUUGAAAGGUGACUCUAUCCCAAGCAGUGCUAUCUUUGGACAAACUGCUCCUGGAGUGUCUAUAGGAGGUUCCAUUCAACCGGGUUCGACAAUUGAGAGCUCGACCCGUAGAUAUGAGUCACAAUCAACUUAUCACGGCAUCAGCGGUGCCACAGAUUCAAUUACCUAUUCGAGUAGCACUCCAAGGGAAGGCCUGACACCUACAACUCCUCAAGGCUACAGAACUGACGGUUCGUCCGUCACUUUUACUUCACCAGGCUAUUCCUCGACAGCUGCACCGGGUGGUCGCAUCACCGUUCAGUCAGCUACUUCCGGCUAUUCAUAUCCUAAGCCGGCCGUUCAAUUCGGAACUAGCACCGUCACGUUCAACGCCGAUACUAGCAAGUAUACAGAGAACGAUAUUCCAGAUUACAGGCCAACCAGCGCUAUUCUUCCCGAAUCAUUUGUACCUGGAGGUAGAAUAGAAGACACCAGGGGUGGUAUUUUUGGUUCUACUUUUGAAGGCUCAACUACUCCAGGAUACUCCUCUAGUAAAUCGGCCGUUUUUACACCAAGUGGAUUCACAAAGACUGGUCCAACUAGGACGGGUAUAACCACAGCUGUCCUCGGAGGUGGCGGUAGCUACUCGAUAAGCCCGAGUGAUCGUCGGCCUACUUACAGUCCCGACAAUAUCAGCGAGAAGGCAUUCGAGGGAAAUGUCGCUGGGUAUACCAAGACAUCGUUUACUGACGGUCCGUCUGUCACUUUUACUCCACCAGGCUAUUCCUCGACAGCUGCAUCGGGUGGUCGCAUCACCGUUCAGUCAGCUACUUCCGGCUAUUCAUAUCCUAAGCCGGCCGUUCAAUUCGGAACUAGCACCGUCACGUUCAACGCCGAUACUAGCAAGUAUACAGAGAACGAUAUUCCAGAUUACAGGCCAACCAGCGCUAUUCUUCCCGAAUCAUUUGUACCUGGAGGUAGAAUAGAAGACACCAGGGGUGGUAUUUUUGGUUCUACUUUUGAAGGCUCAACUACUCCAGGAUACUCCUCUAGUAAAUCGGCCGUUUUUACACCAAGUGGAUUUACAAAGACUGGUCCAACUAGGACGGGUAUAACCACAGCUGUCCUCGGAGGUGGCGGUAGCUACUCGAUAAGCCCAAGUGAUCGUCGGCCUACUUACAGUCCCGACAAUAUCAGCGAGAAGGCAUUCGAGGGAAAUGUCGCUGGGUAUACCAAGACAUCGUUUACUGACGGUCCGUCUGUCACUUUUACUCCACCAGGCUAUUCCUCGGCAGCUGCAUCGGGUGGUCGCGUCACCGUUCAAUCAGCUACUUCCGGUUACUCGUAUCCUAAGCCAGCCGUUCAAUUCGGAACUAGCGGCGCCACAUUCUCCUCGACACCAAUUGCGCCGACUGGAAAUGAUUUACCAGUCACGACAUCGAGACCGUUCUUCGGCCGCUUACCAACGUCAUCAGUCAGGCCCGUAAUUUACACUACUGAACAACCAGAGAUUUACGAAACAACUUCUUUUGAAUCGAAUAAAAUUCCGGUGGCUGUGUCGUCCGUCAGACCUGUAACCGAAUACAAAACUGAUGACCGAUUUAGCCAAAGGACGGGCAGUCCUGCAUCAGUAUCCACGUCUAGCAUCGGUUUAGGAGUCUCUUUUCAACGAACCGAUUUGAAUGGCCCGACAGGCUAUAGCUCUUCAUUAGGAUACCUCCCGCCAAAGCCAACAGAGGCUGGCGUGGUUGUGUCCACCACAAAGUAUGAUGAAUCUACGGUAACCGCGCGACCAGAGUUCGGAGUAACAUACAAAAGACCUUCACCGGUCCCCGACGUUACGUACGGAGGUCCUUCCUCGUUUCAUACGCCCACCACAUACAGGCCUUCCUACUAUCCCGGUCAAGGAUUUUCGUCCACUCCAUCUUUCCUAGAAACAACCCUUAGCGGCGGCUCGCCGACAAACCUGGGUAUUUCAAGAGAUAAGAUCGACAAGUUAAUUACAAACUACGACAGGGGUACCGUCAAGUACACGCCAAACAUAUACGACACUUAUUCGAGCUCAGGAUUCGGUUCAACCUCAACCAAGAAAUUUACUUCAUCAUCGUCUUUCACGAAGUCACCAUUCUUCCCGAAGACCGACAGUGGCUUGGGUUUCACAACGCCAUCCGGCAUUCGCCCUUCGACAUUUUCAUACGAAGUUACCACAAAGUCGCCCGAAGGCAAGGACAAAGUUAUCAUAAAGUGGAGCGAUCUUCAUCCACUUCUUCUGAGCAAACUCGGAGCAGAAUGCACAUGCAAGGCCGAUCCCUUUGCCAAUCUUCGUGGCCCGGUAAGGAAGCUGAUUGACUCUUCCAAAGGCAAGGUGGAUUUGGUUAACUAUGACUCUUCUGAAAUCUACGUCGAUUUUGGUUCCGCUGAAAAGGACGACUAUUCCACCAAUUAUGACAGUUUUCCAGCCCAGCCGUUUAAGAUUAGCGGUCCAUAUGAAGAAACGGGUACUAUUUCAACCAAUUUGCCAUCAUCCUCUUACUUACCUGCGGCAGAUGCCAGAACACCCGCGAGAAGUAACGAGUUCCAUUCGGGUCGAAAGGGCAAGAAAUUGGAGUACGAAGACGAAAAAGAAGAGGAAGAAAAAGAUGAAUAUUAUGAGGAUGAUCCUGAUCAGAUAAUUAACGGUGUCACCGAUUGCGCUAGGCCAGGCCUCUUCAGGCAUCCCGCCCUUUGCAAUAAAUUCUACGCUUGCCACUGGGAUCAAUGGAAGAAGAAAUUCACGCUUCACAUCUUUAAUUGUCCGGUUCACUUAACGUUUGAUUCAAACGCGGGCGCGUGCAACUGGCCCAGCAAGGGACCAGCUUGCCAAGCCAACAAUUUAUUAGUGUAAAUGCGUUAUUUUAGAUUUUUAUUAUCGGUCAAUCAGCGUUCUCUUUACAUGCUUAUGGUAUUUCUUCUAAAAUUCUUUUGUACAUAACGAAUAGAAGAAGUCAAAGUCUAAUUGUACAUUUUAAAA